Messenger RNA from Neocloeon triangulifer, 1080 nucleotides. RefSeq lists its product as uncharacterized. Bases 65 to 772 code for a protein of 235 amino acids. The record is from RefSeq and is a predicted model, not a curated record. The transcript has 7 exons. NCBI's taxonomy places the organism in Eukaryota, Metazoa, Arthropoda, Insecta, Ephemeroptera, Baetidae.
AAUUCUCUGACUGAGUGUAUCUCAUUUACUUGCUGAAUGAAGAGAUCAGACGCAAAAAGAGAUCAUGGGGUUCUCCAAUCAACAAUGGUUCAUGUACGGUCUUCCUGCUGCAAUAUUGCUCAGCCUAAUUAUAACAAUAACAUGUCUCGCUUCAAAGAACAGUGCUCUUCAAGAAAUAGCUGGUGACAUGAUUAUCAAGAUACAAGAUGUUCAAAAAGAGAAUGAUAAUCUAACAGAGCUUUUGAAUAAGGCAAACGCGGAAAAGUUUGUGCACCUCGAAAAGUAUGACGCAACUACACGCUCCAUCGCUGUGCCAUACAAUUCAGGAAAUUUAAAUUUUGGAUGCAAUUUAAAGAAAAAGUAUAAAGUCGAGUCAGAAGCCUUUACCACGAAAACGCUGGAAAAUGGGAAAAAAUACUAUUUUUCAAAGAAAAGUUUGAGUUGGUGGGACGCGACACUAAAUUGUGCUUUUAACUGCAUGGUUCUGGCUGCACCGAAGACGAAAAUUGAGUUGGCACUAUUAAAUAAUGCAACCACGGCAAAUGAAAAACGUCAGCACUGGUGGGUUGCGGCUGCGAAUCAUGCAGAGAACCAUUUAGAAUUUUCCUGGAUUGACGGAACGCCGCUUAGUACGGAAAGCGAACUUUGGCGCAAAAAUCCCAUGGAGCCGAAUGAAUAUAAAAAUGCAUCCAUAGCAGCGUGCGCAAUGAUCUUCAGUGGAGAAUUGGUUGACGAUCCGUGCGAAAAGGCAUGGGGCCAUAUUUGUGAAUAAAUAUACCCUGAAGUGAUUUUAUCAUUGUAUCCAAAUUAGGUGUGGUUAAAAAAAAGACAUGUUUAAAAAUGUUUAAACAUAAAAACUGCACAGCUUCCCACUACUAUGCCUUACUCUCAAUCUGCUCUCUCAAUCUUAAAUUGCUUAAGCAUUAGUUGAAAACUCCACUUGAAAAGGACAAGCUCGCAAUUUUUUCCUCUUCAUAAAAAAAAAAUGUUUUUCAAAUUUAUCAAUUUUCUGAUAUACCAGCCUUUAGUGAAGUUUUUUUAAUAAAGCUGUAAAUACGGCAAUAAAAAUAAAUAUUUCUG